Penicillium taxi is the source of this 1719-nucleotide messenger RNA. Its product is annotated as WD40 repeat domain-containing protein. The transcript is spliced from 3 exons. Gene Ontology annotation, molecular function: protein binding. NCBI's taxonomy places the organism in Eukaryota, Fungi, Ascomycota, Eurotiomycetes, Eurotiales, Aspergillaceae. The coding region runs from base 1 to 1719 and encodes 572 amino acids. The record is from RefSeq and is a predicted model, not a curated record.
AUGUCUGCAAUACUAUUGGAAGCCCUUUCAACACUACAACCUGAUGUCUAUAGCCUAAUUCACCCCGGGUAUUCAAUCGUUAAAGUGACACAGCCAAAUCCAGACCCGCUAGCCGCAUUACGAUACGCGUGUGUCUACUGGGUUGACCAUCUUAGCGAUUGUUGGCCCAGCGAAAGCACGAAGAAAGACGCCUAUGACCCUAUUGAAAGUUUCUUACGUAAUGACUACCUACACUGGCUUGAGGCUCUGAGCUUGUUAAGAAUCCUAUCAAAGGGAAUAGCCGCAAUACCACAGCUCAAGAGCUUGCUACUACAGGUUCUUAGAGGCCAUAGUGAAUUAGUUAUCUGGGUCGCUUAUUCUCAUAAUUCAAAGUUUCUCGCGUCGACUUCAAAUGAUGGAACCGUAAAGGUAUGGGAUACUGGCCCUAUCAGUGGCAGGUGCAUAUAUACCCUGAACGGUCAUGACCAGUAUUCCUUGGUCGCUUUCUCCCAUGAUUCUAAGCUUCUCGCCUCCGUUUCAUACGAUGGAAUCGUCAAGGUAUGGGAUCUCAGUAGCGGCCAGUGCCUACAGACUCUUGGAUGCUAUAGCAAAGAAAACAGUCGUUCGGUCGCUUUCUCCCCUGAUUUCAAGCUUCUCGCCAUAACUUCAUAUGAUCAAACUGUCAAGGUGUGGGAUACUAACAGUGGUCAGUGCCUACAUACCCUUAAGGGAUAUACUAAAGAUAUCUGUUUUGUCUCUUUCUCGCAUGAUUCCAAGACUCUCGCCUCGGCUUCAAGUGAUGAGACUAUUAAAUUGUGGGAGAUAGGCGGCAGUCAAGACCUUCAGACCGUCAAGGGCCAUGACCAUAUAUGUCUCUUGGUCAUUUUCUCGUAUGAUUCUAAGCUCAUCGCUUCAGCUUCAUUUGAUAGAAUCGUCAAGUUAUGGGAUAGCAGCAGCGGUCGGUGCACAAAGGCGCUCGAAGGCUUCAAUAACUCCAUUAAAUCGAUCGCUUUCUCCCGGGAUUCAAAGCUUCUUGCACUGGCUUUGUGGGAUAGAACUGUGAAAGUAUACAAUGCCAGCAACGGCCAAUGUCUACAGACCUUUGAUGGUCAUAGUCAUCCGUGUACCUCGUGUACCUCCGUCACUUUCCCCUAUGAUUCUAAGAUCAUCGCCUCUACUUCACAAGAUAGAACCGUCAAGGUGUGGGAUACUAACAGCGGCCAAUGCUUACAUAUCCUAAUGGGUCAUCUUAUGGAGAUUUAUUCAGUCACUUUCCCACAUGAUUCUAAACUCCUUGCCUCCGCCUCAUGGGACAAAACAGUGAAGAUAUGGGAUGCUAGCAGUGGCCAUCACAUAUGUAUCUCGGUCGCUUUCUCCCAUGAUUCAAAGCUCAUCGCCUCCGCUUCACAAGAUAAAACCGUCAAGGCGUGGGAUACCCGCAGCAGCCAGUGCUUAUGGACCAUUCACGUUGGUGGGUUUGUUCAGUUCGACCUAUUUGACAGAGUCAAACCCUAUCUUGAUAUUUGUAACGAUGAAGCGUCGCGUGCAGAAUAUGGUAUAAGUUCCGAUGGGUCAUGGAUCACUUUUAACUCGGAGAACCUGCUAUGGUUACCACCGGAAUAUCGACCAAAUGAUUUUGCCGUAUCACAGUCGACAAUAUGUAUUGGCUGUCAGUCGGGUCGAGUGCUACCAGUUACAUUUGAUUUCUCUAUGCUAUUAAAAUUCCUUGCUGGGCACUGA